CCGGCGACCGGAAAGUCCAAACCAGCCGCCUUGAAGCAAAACUUCCACCCUACCUUCACAAAUUCAAACUCUCUCUACAUCAAUCCAAUCCAAUCCAAUCCCUUCCGAUCUCCAUCCCCUCUUCGAUCGAUCCACCCGCUCUCAUGGCUGGAUUCUUCUCCUACUCCAUAGGCGGCGUCGGCUUCCUCAUCAUCGCCGCCAUCGAAUCCCUCUCCGUUGCCCUCCCCCUUCCCCCCUCCCUCCCCUUCAUCUUCUCCGCUUCGCUCUCAAUCCUCGCCGUCGCUAACUCCAUCCUCACCUCCAUUCUCUCAGCCGAUCCCAUCGGCUAUCCACUCCCUCUCUCCUCCCUCCCCGUCGCCGCUUUCUUCCUCCUCUUCGCACUUUCUUCCCUCUUCUCCCUCUCCAAUCUGUGUCCCCUCCCCAACCCUAUGCUUCAUUUCCUAUCCCUCUCCGCCUUCAUCCAGGAAUUCCUCCUCUUCCGCCUUCGCAACAACAAGGAUCCCGACGGCCUCGAGAAUCGUUACUUCGACCUUUUGCUCGUUCCAAUCUUUAUAUGCGCCGCCGCUUCCUUCCUAGCUAUUGCACGCCCUCGUUCUCCCUUUCCCCGUCUCGCCCGAGCAGCGGGCCUUGCCCUGCAGGGCUCCUGGUUCCUGCAAAUGGCUUUCUCUCUCUUUACUUCUUUAGUUGCUCAUGGAUGUGUCCUUCGCCAUCGCAGCCGUGCUAACUUUAGUGUUGUCUGCCACGGUCAUGCUGACAUCCACCGCAGCAGCGCUAUAGCCACCCUGCAGUUUAAUUGCCAUCUAGCUGGCUUGGUCACUGUGGCUGUUGGGCUUUAUGCGUUCUUGGCGGGGAAAAAUGGCAGCGGCGG
Messenger RNA from Phalaenopsis equestris, 868 nucleotides. RefSeq lists its product as uncharacterized. NCBI's taxonomy places the organism in Eukaryota, Viridiplantae, Streptophyta, Magnoliopsida, Asparagales, Orchidaceae. The record is from RefSeq and is a predicted model, not a curated record.